AUGGGAGUACUUCCCAACAACAUUACUUCAUUGACGUUUGGCAACAAGUUCAAUCAACAUAUCAAGCCUGACACGCUCCCACAAAGCCUUGUUCAACUCACAUUUGGUGUAUCAUACAAUCAGCCGCUAGAGGUUGGACUACUCCCAGCAAACCUCACAGUCCUUGUGUUUGGUUCAGUGUUCGAUCAAUCGAUACCAAAGGGUAGUCUACCUCCAAACUUGAAGUCCCUUACAUUUGGAAGAGUUUAUAGACAAUUUAUCAAGCACGACGUACUUCCACCAGCGCUCACAUACUUGGAGUUUGGUGAUUCAUUCGCACAAUCAAUCACACCUGGUUUGUUACCUAAUAGUAUCAUCAAGCUCAAUGCUGGAGGCGCCUGUGUCAAGCCUGGCGCAUUCCCACUCAGCAUAACCUCGUUGGCAUACAGCAUGUUAUGCAGAUACACACAACACUUCAAUCUAGGCAUCCUCCCAUCGACUCUUCAGAGUCUGACACUUGGUCACAACUAUUUCCCAUCUAUGCAUAGUGGUGCGUUGCCAGACUCAUUGACUGAGCUCAGCUUCCUCAGUAGGUAUGAUCUGCUGAAGGACUAUGUCACACUGCCGGCCAGCGUCACCAAGUUGGCAUUGUUGAACCCACGCCAAUGCAAGUACAUUCAAGAUCAUCCGCACAGCAUUGAUUACGUGACAAUCAUUGGACCACAAGAUAUGGACUACCCUGGAGACAGGGAAUGGCUGACGAAGCGGGUGAGAAUGAUGCAGUUGACAGUGUAUAUCGAUCAUCAACGCAGGGCCAAACCAAUGAACAAACAGUUCAUCAACAUAAUCAAACGACUUUACGUCAACUAUCCUGCAGUGGAGACGUUUGAACUGUUUGUACAAAGAGAUUAUCAUAAUCCAUACUUAAUGUUGAUCAAAUGUCGUAUGAUCGAUGUUGUUGAGAAGCAAGUAGUAUACACAAUCAGACUGUUGGACAAGCCUGGGCUACACUUUGGCUUCCUCUCUCUCAAACCCAUCAUAUCCAUCACCAAACAAGUGAUAUCAUUUGUUAAACGAUUCAUAUAA
Acytostelium subglobosum LB1 is the source of this 1065-nucleotide messenger RNA. RefSeq lists its product as hypothetical. The coding region runs from base 1 to 1065 and encodes 354 amino acids. Lineage: Eukaryota; Evosea; Eumycetozoa; Acytosteliales; Acytosteliaceae. The transcript has a single exon. The record is from RefSeq and is a predicted model, not a curated record.